This is a messenger RNA of Danio aesculapii, 1492 nucleotides long. It is a transcript of the gene prmt2, whose product is annotated as protein arginine methyltransferase 2. Gene Ontology annotation, biological process: peptidyl-arginine methylation. The transcript has 9 exons. Gene Ontology annotation, cellular component: nucleus. Gene Ontology annotation, molecular function: protein binding; protein-arginine N-methyltransferase activity. The record is from RefSeq and is a predicted model, not a curated record. The coding region runs from base 111 to 1337 and encodes 408 amino acids. Lineage: Eukaryota; Metazoa; Chordata; Actinopteri; Cypriniformes; Danionidae.
CGCCGUAAAGAGGUGAAAGAGUUUCUCUCACUUUUGUAGAAGAGAUUGUAACACGUUUGCGAUUCGUAAGUUGUGUUUGUAUUUAACGUUAGCCUUUCUGACAGACAAAAAUGCUUGAAAAUGAAAGCCGUGAGUGUAAUGAAGCAGAAGAGUAUGUUGGACUUACGGAUUUUGUAGCUGAAGGAGCUGAACAGCUCAGUUUCGCAGUUGGCGAUAAGUUGCUUGUUCAUGACAGGAGUUCAGACGUGUGGUGGUGGGCUGAAAUGCAGGGUAGCUUUGGUUAUGUCCCGUCCAGCUAUUUACACCAAAGACCUGAGGAUAUAGAGGAUGCUUGGCAAGAUGAUGAAUAUUUUGGCAACUAUGGAACAUUAAGGCUUCAUCUAGAGAUGCUGUCAGAUAAACCACGCACAGAAACAUACCGGCAGGUGAUCUUGAGUAACUGCGCCGCACUGAGGGAGAAGGUGAUCCUGGAUUUGGGCUGUGGGACCGGAGUCAUCAGCCUCUUCUGUGCACUUCUUGCACAACCUGCAGCGGUGUAUGCAGUGGAGGCCAGUUCAAUGGCAGAACACACAGAGGAGUUGGUGAAGCAGAAUGGCUGUGAUGGAGUAGUGACUGUGUUUCAGCAGCGAGCCGAAAAUCUCACUCUUCCUACAAAAGUGGAUGUUCUGGUGUCCGAGUGGAUGGGAAACUGCCUUCUGUUUGAGUACAUGUUGGAGUCGGUGUUGUUGGCUCGAGACCGCUGGCUGAAUGAGGGAGGAAUGUUGUGGCCGUCUUCUGCUUGUUUGACUGUGGUUCCUUGCCAGGCUUUCUCUGAUUACAGGCAAAAAGUGGAGUUCUGGGAGAAUCCCUAUGGGUUAAACUUCAGCUACUUACAGUCACUUGCACAGAAGGAGUUUCUCUCCAAGCCUAAAUUUAGCCAUCAUCUCCAGCCUGAGGACUGUUUGUCUACUCCAGCUGAUGUUAUUACUCUUGAUAUGGUCACAAUACAGGUUUCAGACUUAGAGAGACUCAAAGGAGAGUUUACUUUCACCGUUGAGAAGUCGGGCAUGUUUCAUGGCUUCACUGUCUGGUUCAACGCACAUUUCCAGAGUUUAGAAGAAGACGGACCAUCACUGGAGUUGAACACUGGACCAUAUUCAGAGAUCACUCACUGGAAACAGACUCUGUUCAUGUUGGAUGCACCAGUGUCAGUCGAGGAAGGCGACGUUAUAGCAGGAUCUAUACGUCUGCAGAGAAAUCCAGUCUGGAGGCGGCACUUGUCAAUCACUUUUUCAUGGAAUAUAAACAGCACAGAGGUUUCGAAGGUGUGCACAAAAUGUUUUCCGAUGUGGAGGUGAUGAAGACAAUCCAUGAACUUUUCUUGUAUUGUGCUAUAAUAUACAUAAGGGACACUACAUGCAUUGAUUGAUGUACAAAAUACUUUGUUGAAAGGGACGUGCAGGUUAUAUUUAGCUAGAUAAAACUGACAUGAAUAAAGUGCAAUUCACUAGAA